AUGCUGCAGAAGGUCAGUCAUCCUCAAUCUGCAGCCGUGAGGUCACUGACUACGGAAUGUAAAUGAGAUGUCAAAGGUCAACAGUUAUCACACACUGGUCUGACAUCAGCUAGGUGGUAAAUGUUUCCCAUUCCUGAGACCCUCAGUUGCCUGUUUAGCAUUAUUCUUCUCUGGCCUAGCUAGCCGUUAGCACACCAGAGGAGAAAUCCCAUUCGUACACAUUAGCCAAAUGUGCUACAAUUCUGUUCAUCAUUACCCUUGUGUAGUGAAUGCGGACUAACUGAUCCAACUGAUCUUUCACUUGACUUGACAAAAAUGUCUCUGAGUUGAUGUCUGGUGUGUACUUUUUGACAUUGAAUCAAGAGCUAAGACAGACCGUGGUAAGUUUAGAAUGGCUAUUAGCUUGUAUGCUAUUAGCCUCUGCCGAGUACCAAACAACUGGAUGUUCCGGUCUUCAGGGGAAAUGGAAAGACGCGACUUCCGCUUUUGGAAGUUAACAAGGCGACACUCCAUCGUAACUCCUCCUCCACAUUUACUGGAUUGGUUGAACAGUGCAGAAGAUAACCUCCUCUGACAGUCUUCUCGUCAGGAACAGUAUGUAGGGGAUCUAGUUUCAGGCGUUUAUUUUACGCCUGCUACGUUCGGUUAGGUUGGACAAGGACUUCAUACAACAUGAAGGCCAGAGGGGCAGGGUAGUUAGAGUCAGUGGGGUUCGUUGAAGUAGGUUUUGUUGCAUUAGAAAUGAGAAGUGUGGUUUGUUUACACACCCAAAGCCACUUCCUUUGUCGUGUGCUGUUGGUUGGAAGACAGAGGAGAAAGCUUGCAGUGAGAUGCCCAUGUUCCUUUGCUGCCAUGAUCACAUGAGUAGAUUUGCAACCAAAUGCCUUUUGAAUCAACGUCUUUGUUUUGGGUUUGUUUUCCCCCUCAACAUUCUUUAAUCAACCACAAUAGUCUGUAAUUGAAUUUGAAAUAAACAUACUUGAGUAGCUUGGGUCUAACUAGAGGCAUUCAAAUAGAGUGCUCUGGUAUAGUUUUGCCAACAUAGAGAUACAGAUAACAAACUAAUUGUAUCUCUUUGGUUGCCAAAAGAUGAGCCAGCCAGGUGCCAUGCCAAGCCACCGCCCUCUCUUUGUCUGUCCUUUCAUUCACCGGCAGAAUCUGGUGUGUUGCCUAGCGCAAAAAUAUUUAUCCAAAAGGAGGGCAGCGUGACUCGUUAGCCCACUUUCCGCCCCUGGGUGUAUGUGACCUCACUUUCCCCUCCCUACUUCCUCCCAACCCGUCUGGGGGGACUUGUUCCAAUACUUUACUGAUAAAUCCUUCCCUCCUUUCCUUCCUUCAUUUAAGGUUCAUUACUGAUUAUCACUUACUGGUGAAAACACCAGGCUGCAACCAUGAUAUCACAUAUCUAAUCACGUACAGUUUAAAUCAGGGAUUGCCUCAAACCCAGCUCGCUAAGGCCUUUAGUUUUGACAAGGUCAACACAACUGUGCUCCCACAAGACACACUCUUAGAAAAAAGUGUUCCAAAAGGGUUCUUUGUAUGUCCCCAUAGGAGAACCCUUUUUGGUUCCAGGUAGAACUAUUUUGGGUUCCAUGUAGAACCCUCUGUGGAAAGGGUGGAACCAAAAAGGGUUCUUCAAAGGGUUCUCCUAUGGGGACAGCCGAAGAACCCUUUUAGGUUCUAGAUAGCAUAUUUUUUUUCUAAGAGUGCAUAGAGGAAGUAAUGUUGUCAGAGUGAACAACAGUAAUCACUCCAAGGAAUGUUGAAUGGCAAAAUAAAGUUAAUCUGAAUAGUAUAAGUAGUAUACUAUUAGUAUAGGACAGUAUUUUACUAGUAAGAAUUUAGGAUACAGUUUGACUAGUAAGAUCUCAACCUCUGUCAUUCUUUCUCUCGCUCUCUCCAUCUGUCUCUCGCUCUGUCUCUUUCUCCCAUUCCUAUCAUCUCUGUGUAACAGUAGAAUCAUUUUAAACUGGCUUGACUGGUUGGUUCAAUCUAAACAUCUUAAAGAUACUUAGCAGGGUAUGAGACACUCACACACAUUGUUGGGAAUCAUAGCAUAAUAAAUACAGUAUGCUGUGCUGUAACUCUGGGACAUAGGGAGAAUCUCAAAACACAUACUCCUCGUGUCCUCUCUCCUCGCCUCCUUCUCAAAACCCAUUGGAUAAGAAAGCCAGAGGUCAAAUCUAAGGUCCUGCCACUCUCACCUUCUCCUCCAAUGAGUUUUGAGAAGGGAGAGUGGAGAGAGGACACGAGGAGUAUGCAAUUGAGAUUCUCCCAUAGCCAGUAUGGGUGGAGAGGGUGUAUGAAGUCUUCUUGCCCCGUGGGUCACCUCCACUAAAAGGGUCCCCUUUAACAUACUCCACCUGGUUUCUGCAUUCCUCAAACCUGCAAUGUUAGUUAGUUAUUCUCACCGCUUCAGUCACAAUUCCACAUACACCCAACAGUAGGAUAUGGGAUCUGCUUGGUUACGUAAUAUCAUGAGAAAAGCUGUAGAGAAUCCUUGGACAAACUGUUUUGAUUAUCUCAUAUGAUGCUAUCAGUCCAUUGACAUGUGGGGUGUCAGUCAUGUCAUAUAAUUUCCCCUUCUCUCUAGAGAUCAGCUGCUUCACAUGUCACAGUUGUAGCGUGUAUAACAGGGGAUAUAUAACCUCUGGAAUACACACCUAAGGUUGGUAAUUGAUGGGUCCUCUUUGAUGUGUGAACGUAAGCUAGGGCAUGAGAGAAAGAUUCCGAUUUCCUGUGAUAUCGGUUCUGACCAAGUCUAGAUACAUUUCCAGAAAGUGUAUCGUCGAUUCCCGUGGUCUUCUUGAAUAUAUAAGUGAAAAUGUAUAUCACGAAGAACUACAAGUUAGGCAUUAUAAUAACACAAGGGUAAAUCCAUUUGAAUUCAAUCACUUUUUGACAGCACCCUUUUGAUUUGAACAAAACCUUCCAUACAUAUUAGCCCAUUUUAGAAGUGUUCAGAAAGUGACUUUCAUGACCUGAAUGCCAAAACAUUCAAGAGAUAAAGGUGCUCAAAGUUGAACCCCACCAUAUCAUAGUUGUAGACCCUACCAUACCAUGAGACAUCCAUGUCUUCAUCACUGGAAAAGAUAAACGUUUGAGAUUGGUAUAAUUUAAAAGCUUACAAACAGGGUUGUCAAACUAUUAUAAUUUAUUGAAAUAUACCCUGUAUUCAAGAGAAUGUUGUGUCUCAACCGAUGACGGGCACAACACAAACACCUCAGAUGUAAAGUAGGGUCUAAGCUACAACAUACAGUGCCUUGCAAAAGUAUUCAUCCCCCUUGGCGUUUUUUCCUAUUUUGUUGCAUUACAACCUGUAAUUUAAAUGUAUUUUUAUUUGGAUUUCAUGUAAUGGACAUACACAAAAUAGUCCAAAUUGGUGAAUUGAAAUGAAAAAAUAACGGAAAAGUGGUGUGUGCGUAUGUAUUCACCCCCUUUGCUAUGAAUCCCCUAAAUAAGAUCUGGUGCAACCAAUUACCUUCAGAAGUCACAUAAUUAGUUAGAUUGCACACAGGUGGACUUUAUUUAAGUGUCACAUGAUCUGUCACAUGAUCUCAGUAUAUAUACACCUGUUCUGAAAGGCCCCAGAGUCUGCAACACCACUAAGCAAGGGGCACCACCAAGCAAGCGGCACCAUGAAGACCAAGGAGCUCUACAAACGGGUCAGGGACAAAGUUGUGGAGAAGUACAGAUCAGGGUUGGCUUAUAAAAAAAUAUCAGAAACUUUGAACAUCCCACGGAGCACCAUUAAAUCCAUUAUAAAAAAAUUGAAAUAAUAUGGCACCACAGCAAACCUGCCAAGAGAGGGCCGCCCACCAAAACUCACGGACCAGGCAAGGAGGGCAUUAAUCAGAGAGGCAACAAAGAGAUCAAAGAUAACCCUGAAGGAGUUGCAAAGCUCCACAGCGGAGAUUGGAGUAUCUGUCCAUAGGACUACUUUAAGCUGUACACUCCACAGAGCUGGGCUUUAUGGAAGAGUGACCAGAAAAAACCAUUGCUUAAAGAAAAAAAUAAGCAAACACAAAAGGCAUGUUGGAGACUCCCCAAACAUAUGGAAGAAGGUACUCUGGUCAGAUGAGACUAAAAUUGAGCUUUUUGGCCAUCAAGGAAAACUCUAUGUCUGGCGCAUCACCCCGAGAACACCAUCCCCACAGUGAAGCAUGGUGGUGGCAGCAUCAUGCUGUGGGGAUGUUUUUCAUCGGCAGGGACUGGGAAACUGGUCAGAAUUGAAGGAAUGAUGGAUGGCGCUAAAUACAGGGAAAUUCUUGAGGGAAACCUGUUUCAGUCUUCCAGAGAUUUGAGACUGGGAUGGAGGUUCACCUUCCAGCAGGACAAUGACCCUAAGCAUACUGCUAAAGCAACACUUGAGUGGUUUAAGGGGAAACAUUUACAUGUCUUGGAAUGGCCUAGUCAAAGCCCAGACCUCAAUCCAAUUGAGAAUCUGUGGUAUGACUUAAAGAUUGCUGUACACCAGCGGAACCCAUCCAACUUGAAGGAGCUGGAGCAGUUUUGCCUUGAAGAAUAGGCAAAAAUCCCAGUGGCUAGAUGUGCCAAGCUUAUAGAGACAUACCCCAAGAGACUUGCAGCUGGAAUUGCACGUUCAAGUUUUCUGUUUUUUUGUCUUAUUUCUUGUUUGUUCCACAAGAACAAAUAUUUUUCAUCUUCAAAGUGGUAUGCAUGUUGUGUAAAUCAAAUGAUACAAACCCCCAAAAAAUCCAUUUUAAUUUCAGGUUGUAAGGCAACAAAAUAGGAAAAAUGACAAGGGGGGUGAAUACUUUCGCAAGCCACUGUAUGUGAAUAUGAAAUAAAUUGGGGUUUACGCGUUUUUUGAUAAUUUACAUUGAAGGUAAAAGUCAUAAUUAAAAAACAACAGAUUUUUCAAGCAAUUAUUAAAUAGUUUGACAACCCUGUCUGUUAGCUUUUAAAUGAUAUCAAACUCAACCGUUUAUCUUUUCCAGUGAUGUCUCAUGGUAUGGUGGGGUAUGCAAAAUGGGUCAACUUUGAACACCUCUAUCUCCUGAAUGUUUUGACAUUCAGGUCCAAAACGUCACUUUCUGACCAUGUCUUCCAUGGGCAAACAUGUAUGGAAAGUUUGGUUUAAAUCAAUGGGGAUGCUGUCAAAAAGUGUUUGCAUUCAAAUGGAUCUACCCACAGGUAAUAGUGUUAUAAGUGUGUGAAUCAGUCAGCUUUUCACUUUUCGCUGCUAUGUGCCACAAUAGCUAGUGAAUAGGAGACAUUCUAGAACCGUUGGUCAUUUUAUCAAUGGAACAGGAUUGCUACAUGUGAUGUUUCUCUGCCCUUGUCAUGCAAAAUGUGUGUGAGGAAAUGGUACAGACAUUUGAGAAGCAUGGAAUGUAUUGUUUUGCUGUGGUUCAUUUCAAGCCAAGAAUAUGCUAAAUUGUGUCAGUGAUUCUGACAAUGAUUAAGUCUGUGUUUUCUACUAUGAGUGACGAAAACUUCUCCGUUCAUUGUAUGUUUUUUAACUCUCUCUCUCUCUCUCUCUCUCUCUCUCUCUCUCUCUCCAGUCGCAGCCCAGACAAUAUUCACCCACUUCAGUGGCACAGGUUGCUGUGAAUCCAGCACAAUUUGAGGUAACAUUACUACACACUCUUCCUUAACCCCUCUUCUCUCAUUCUCUCUCACCCUGUCCCUCUCUCCUUUUCCCUCUCUCUGUCUCACACACCUCUUCCUCCUCUUCCUCUGCCCAGCCUUCACCUUCUUUUCUUUGGGAUAGGUCCCAGUUUCUGAUCUGGCUUCCAGUUUAUUUGACCCUUGGCCCCUUCUUUGGGCGAUGCUUGGUAUUGUUAAUGUCUUUCCUGUUUCGACAGAGUAGUGCUGCCCAGUGUGUUCCAGUCUGUGUUAUUACCAUAAAACCAUAAAGGAUAGGGAAAACAAUUUAGCAAGAUUAUAUAGAAAAAGAAAACUCCCCUCUUCCUCCCAUUCAGGCAAAGGAUUGGUCACACCCAAAUGUUCAGGGAGUGGAACAAUGGCUUUAGAAUGAAAUAUAGGCUUAUGUUAUUCAGCUCAUUUGAUUUUGUAAAUGCUUCCAACUAGAAUGUUUUAAACAUAUCCUGAAUUAUUCUAUACAUUUCUAAUAGGCUUGGUAUUUUGUGUUUAUUAUGUGCUUGGCUUUAUUGAGGGACAUUUUUUUAAAUUCUUGACUCUGUAAAGGUGAUGACCUCCAGACAUAAUUUCACACCAGUGUUGUUAUGUUGUCUCCCAUUCAGGAAAUGGGCUGUUAAAAUAGGUUGUUAAGAAUAAGAAAAUCCAAUGCAUUUUUGGAUCCAGGGGACAGUAUUUCUGGAUCCGGGGGGACAGUAUUUCUGGAUCCGGGGGGACAGUAUUUCUAGGUUUCAGGAAGGCAGUAGUGAUGCACUUGGCCAUCAGCAACAGUCAAUGUCUUCCCUACUACUGCCGAGUGGCGCAGUGGUCUAAGGCACUGCAUCGCAGUGCUCUGUCGUAGCCGGCCGCGACCAGGAGACCCAUGGGGCGGCGCACAAUUGGCCCAGGGUAGGGGAGGGAAUGUCCGGCAGGGAUGUAGCUCAGUUGGUAGAGCAUGGCGUUUGCAAUGCCAGGGUUGUGGGUUCGAUUCCCACGGGGGGCCAGUAUGAAAAAUACAAAAAAUAAUGUAUGCACUCACUAACUGUAAGUCGCUCUGGAUAAGAGCAUCUGCUAAAUGACUAAAAAUGUACUGUCAGUUCAAAAGCUCUAUGCUAAACAGUAGCACUGUUUUAGUUGCUUUCUCUCCAGAAAAUAGAAAGAUGAACUACAGAGAAUGCCUAUAGUCAGCACACAUUGCACAGCAUCUUCUUUAACUGGUUUCCAGCCCAAUAUUUAUAGGGCCUACAGAUUGGACAAACUGUUCCUUUGUUUGAAUUUCGUUUUUUGUUGUUGUGGGGUUGGGCGGGCAGUGGGGGAACUGAAAGUAAAAAAAUUAAAAUAAAAGGGUUUUAAUCAACGUGUAACCAAAGUUUACAACCUUGAUUUAGGUGUUUUGGUAGGUCGUUGACCACUCAGGACAAAGGAAUUACCGAACUGGUUUCCAUAGAGAAGUUGUAUCAGUUCCCUGAAUCGCUUUCCUGAAUCUAUUCCAAAAUUCCUCUCUCCUAUGCCCAAACAAUGCCAUGGUGACAGCAAAGGGCAGAGAUGCCAACCUGAGGUGGCGUAUUCACAUGUCCCCCAACUCCAUGACAACACAACAUAAAAUGCAACCUAUUCUGGUGUCUGACUCCGCGUGAAACCCAGGAAGAGUGAAAAUUCCUUUGGCUUGUGAAGCUGUGACAGACUGUUUGCUACGUAGGAAAGCUACUCAGGUUUCACUUGUAUCAAAUGCAUGCACUGCAUACCUAUGUAGAGAUUUAUGCAUACGCACACGGUUAUGUAUAGGACUAUAUGCAUCUGUACAUACUCUGCCGUAUGGUAAUCAUUUUUACUUUCCAAAAUUUUUUGUUCUUGUCAGUCAUUUGUUAGUUUUUUGAGGGGAAAGCGUCACUAGGCACAGAAUGAUAUAGAUAAGCAAUUGGAUAACGCAAGCUGAAAGGAAUCAAAUGUGACCGAGCCAAUCACAAUCCUUGUUGCAUUACAGAGUGCAUCUGCCGCCUCAACCAUGGCUACGAAGCCAGGUGGAGCCAUGGGUGGAGCCACAGGAAGUGGUGUCGCAGCGGGAGGAAGUCCUACUACAGCCGGGACAAUGCAGAGAGGAACGGCCAAAGUGAUGAUGCCAGAGGUAGACUGGUUACUGUGUCUAUGGAGAUUCUCGUGGGACAAUCAUGGCUUAUUCUGACAUUCUUAACUCUCUUCCCAAAUGCAUUCCCAUGGGUGUAGUGUACACUCUGUUAAAUGGAAUCUCACUCUUCUACUCUUUAUUCUCACCUGCAACCCUUCAGUCACAAGCUCUUUACAUCUGCUUGGGCUCUCUGCCAUUGACUCCUUCACAGCUUGGCCAUCACUCUUCACUAUGACCGCAAUGAGCUUAUUGAUUGACUGAGCUUUUUUACAUGCUGGAGAAUGGGAUUAGGGCUCUUCACUGUCUAUUGGAGAUGUGCGUAACAUGUUGUUGGCUGGUUUUUGUUUUUCCUAACCACAUUUCCAUAAUGUGUUCUACACCUGCUUCUUGGUUUGUAGACGGCACUUGUCUCUCCUAACACUGCGGCAGCAGGUGCUACUAUUAUUGACAUACCAACACCUGGGACCAGAGGCAGUCCUAAAGACACCCCAAAGGUAACGCCAAACACCCCUCCCCUAAAUAUAGUAAUGGUUUCAUCCUCUGGCCGUUGUAUGACCUGUUAAUAGUCUGAAUGACUGCUGGGUUUCAGAUUCCGGGUAGAUGUUGCCCGUAGGCACAGAUCUAGGAUCAGCUUACCUUCUCUAAAUGCCUAACUUAACCAAUAUGGGAAGUGAAUGCAAAACUGACCCUAGUUUAGUGUCUAGGGCCAACUUUACCUUACUUUACCCCCUAGAUUUUAAUAACCCCUGCACCUCACACUCACUGGACCCCCAUUCACCUUUACAUAUUUGAAUUUAAAGGGUGUCAAUACAUUGAAUCUGCUCUGUUUGUGUUGUAUCCAUUGAGUUUUAAGUCAUUCCUCUUAAUUAUAGACUGCACCCAUGCAACCUGCCAAAGCUACACCUCCUACCCCUGGAGGAGUAAAUAUUGUAGGAGUGGCGGCGACACCGUGGAAAGCUGAAGUACCGAAGCUCAAAGAGUCUCCGAAACAGACAGCCACGGUAGAUGGCAGACAGUCGAUGAGUGUGGUGCGGCGCCUCUUUCUCCUCCAUCUUUAUUCUUUGCCCGGCCUAGCUCUCUUUAACCUCACUCUCCCUUUCAACACUCUCUUCCUGCGUCAUUAUUCCAUGUCUUCUUCGUCAUCAUCAGACCUUGAGGUUUUAGUCAUUCUCUUUGUCUCCAUAUUCUUCCACACCUUUAUAUCCUCCAUUUUCUCUCUGCCGAUAUACUUCAAAACGUAUCUCUGCUUUGGACUUCCUUAGUUUUGGCCUGGAGGUGUCUGUGUGUCUAACUGGGAAUUGAACGUGCUCUCAAGCUCUAAUGUGACUGAGUCUUACCAGCAUGCCCACACUUGUGUUACGCUCGACACGUCAAAACAAACCAUGUCUGUCAAGUCUGACACAUCAACACAGAGAAGGCACAAUAUAUUUCCACCUUUGCUUUUUCGUCUGGUUGCUUCGCACCACAUCUUGUAUUGCUUUCUGAGUAUUGCUUCCAGCUUUGCGUACCUGGUUUAGGUUGAUGGAGUCCUGUUCAUGUAUUUCUGUUUCGCUGUACCCUCUUUGAAACCCUAUGGCAGUGCUUACCACCGUCCUAUUACUUUUCUUAACAGUGACGACAAAUGACAAAUUCUGAUUAGGUACUUAUCUGAUUAGGUACUUAUGCCUUUCCUUUAUCAUUACCUAUGGGAGAUAAGGUGUUAACUAUCGUCCUAUCACUCUACUAAACUUUGACUAAGAUUAUGCGCAGCUCUCUGAGCUCUGCUCUACACCUAGUCUAAUGGAAUGAGCCAUAUGCAUUUGUAGAGUGUGCCCACCACAUCAAGCAAAGCUGACAUGGGUAAAAAGGAUCCUGCUAUGUUGCCUCAGGCUGUUUCUGCAGGCGGUGCCGCGGCUUGAGGCGCCUCUUUGAAGGGUCCAGAGACCAAGGUAGACUCCGGAUUACUUUUGGAUAUUAACUACGCUGUAGUAGAAGACGACUCUUGGGGGUGGGGCUAUCCCUGGUGUUAGGGGGUUAUCAUUGAUCACUUCCCUGUGUCUUCCUCAUUCUUUCUCUGUUUUCACACGAUGUAACCAUGAAUUAUAACAGUGGAAGCAGUGAGGAAGGUUUACUGUACCAUUCUAUAUUUAAUUUGACUACAGGAAAAAGAGAGUGCUUUUUGCUCCUGCGUGACUACUACCUAUGUGGGUUUGUUUGAAUUGAACCCACAACCACCCAGAAGCUCAGUUGGGCACAGGAUCUGAGCAGUAUCACAUAUAGUAGCCCAGUGUUGUAUUCACUAACCUCUCCUGCUCUGGGUUGCAGGUACAGGUGGAGGUAGGUCCCCCGGCAGCCAAGACAGCCAAAGCGGUAAAUAAUAGAUCUAUGUUUUCUCUCUAUGUGGGUUUUAUAUUGCACAAAAAUGAAUGGCAUGGAGUUGCGUUGCUCGUGUUUGAGUUGUGUCGCAUCAUGUGUAGGAGCUUGCUGCGGACCCCUUCGAUGCCCUGGCUGAUUUCUUGCCCUCGUCAGAGCCUCUCCCCGCUGCAGGCCCUGUAUACACCGGGCCAGAGGUGAUAGAGGUACAGCACCCUCACAUAGUGUGUGUGUGCGCACGGUGCGAGUUGAAUAGAUGUGUGUGUGUGUGUGUGUGUCCACCCAGUCACCAAAUGUAACAGUGUGUGUUAUUGCAUGUGUCACACAGCAUGGCUUGACCCAUCAGGAAGCAGUUAUAUGUGGGGGGAACAACUGCCCACUGCCCCCAGCAUACCGAUUUGAGGACAUGGUCAGUCCCUAACUCUUAAUCACCCUUCUCCUCCAGUCUUCUUCCUCCUCCUCCUCAUCAUAAUCAUCAUCAUCAUCACUUCUGUUGCUGUUAGAGAACUUUGAGUUUGUGUGUCUUUAGCUUUGCACCGCAGUGCUCUCUUUGACAUGACACAUUUGACUGAAACUCUUGGUCAUCAGGUCUCCUAGCCCCUAGCCUAUCCCUGGACACUUGUGUAGUUCGGAGAUGACUUGAUAGGCGUAAGCAAUAUGGCCAAAUGUCCACCAAGCUGAUCAGAGAACAAGAUGGAGCUACUACCAUAUGUAUGCAAUUCUUUCAGAUCUAAAUGCUAGGGUCAGGGCUAGGGUUAGUUUCUGGACCAGGCUGGAAAAGCCUGUGUAUAGUUACCGCCCUUGAAUCAUCUUUUGUCAUUCUUUUCAGAACAUGAUCAGAUUCUAUUUAAAUCUAGGCAUACUCAACUAUGUAAUUAAUGAACUUUUAAAAUGGUUUUCAUUUUCAUAGGCCCCUGUUGCAGAUGUCAAGCCAAAGGAUGUCCCGGUAAGUCAUUGUAUUAACUGCCAGGCAAUGCACUGUAUGCUGUGGCGAAAACACAGAGAUAUUGACUCCCCCUCUCCUUUCCUCUUUCUCUCUCCUUCUCUCUCUCAAUCUUUCUCACAUACACAAACGGACUCACACAUGCACGCGCACACACACUGAACGAAAUAAACCGUAGGCGUGAUUCCCUGGUCUCUUCUGACAGUGUUGGUUACCUCUACAGUGUGGAAUGUUGCAUUGCACUGAGGGAUGUUGGCUCUGCAAACAACAAUAGACCCAUCUCAACCAGCAGGUUCUAGUUGUGCCAAACCCUAUUACACACACACACACACACACAUACACACACACACACACACACACACACACACACACACACACUAACAGAGGAUUUAUAGUCAACACACAAUCACUCAUUACUCGUUUUACAUUUUUACAUUUUAGUCAUUUAGCAGACGCUCUUAUCCAGAGCGACUUACAGUUAGUGAGUGCAUACAUUUGAGUGCAUACACACCUAUUCACCCAUACACACCUACACAAACAUACUGUAUACAGGCCGUUCUACCAAUUUGGUGCUUUUUGAGAAGUGUAACUUGGUCCCCAAAAAUGUUUGAUUUGACCUAAUUUUAACAAUCUGUCAUAAAGAGCACAUGUUCAACUUCAUAGAAAACUCAUUUUCCCAUCUCGAGGUAAAAAAAAUAUAUAUAUAUAUAUAUAUAUAUAUAUAUAUAUAUAUUAAGUGCCUAUUAAUAGAUGGUAAGGGACUUUGAGCGGUUCUGGACCGGUUCCGACUGAUAUUUUGGUGUACAAAGCACUCUGUGAACGCUGUAGGGUCCUGUGCCUUAUAAUGCCAGAAAGCCCCAUCUGUCUGCUCCCUGCUACCACUCUCUUAGUGCAGCUGACUUUAAGUUUCCGGCUUUCAGACCCCACAUUUGCAUAGGGAGAGAUGUGUCACAUAUUCUGGCCUAUCCAGACAAAUAAUUGAUUCAUUCUUCCUCUGAGCGAAUGAGCCCGGCCUGUGAGACGGCAUAUGAACGGUGACAGUCUAGCGGAUCCAGGCGUUGUGGUUUCAUCUCACUGUGAUAUUCUCAGCCGGAUUUAAAGCCCUCAACAUGAAAAAAUACUAAAAAGUUUCAUAGAAUUGAAACAAUACCACUUUCUUUUGGUCACAGACAGACGAAAUUGUGCUUAAAGCUGAAGUUGCAACAUGCCCUGUACACAUUUGAAUGGUGUCUCUGCGCCGCUCAGUGGACGUUUAGGAUAAAAUUAUCUGUUAAAUGCAAGCUUUACAAAAACAAUGCAAUUGUUAAACAAAAAGUGCCUGUCUAUCUAUUGGUAACAGGUUUGACGUGUUACAAAACAACCAGACCAUGGCCAAAAAGAGUAGAACCAGCUCACCUGCUUUUACACUAUGAUUUGUCUAUUAGAUGUUCAAUGUUUCUUUUGCAAAAAAAUAUUUUAAAAGGAAUAGUUUCACCAUAUUAAAACGAGAAUUCAGUUCACAUAACAGGGUUGACCUUAAAAUGAGGGACAGAUGUAAAUUAAUCACUAAUCACAUGAAAUAAAUAAUAAUCUUCAGAAAAGACUUUGUAAAAGCAACAAAUUAACUAGGGCUGUAUGAUGUUGGUGAAACUUGGCAAAAGUUUGUGGUUAAGUGGGUUAAAAUCUUAGACACAGGGUUGACGUUGGGACUAGUCAAAAUGCAGAAUUUUGGUAUAUUGAAUUCUUCAGAUUGAUUUAAUUAUUCAUGUGGUCUAUAUUAAAGGUCACUUCAUUUAAUAUAACAGGCUUUUAAAAUUCAAUAUUGGUGCACAAUUUCUACUUUAAAUAUUAAAGGGACGCAAAAGACACCCAUUUCUUGGAACAACCCAUACACACACUUAUUCACCCUCUGUCCCAACUUUGGGCCACACCUUGUUUUGCACUGUAGUUCUCUCUGUUGUAUACCUCUGCUUCUAAGAACUUCUUUGGAUAUGAGGCAAACUCUUUUACCCAUCAAAUAUGUUGUCAAAAGUGAGUUGUCUAAAAUUGCCCAUUGGUUAUGUGUUGGUUUUUGUAAUACAACUGACGCUCUAAACCUGAUGCUAAGUAAAGGGAGUCUGCUCAGAGUCGUUUGCCGAGUGCUUGGUUGUGAGUAAGAUCCUAGGGAAUGUGAUGGGUGUGUCAGUACUUUUCCUUCUGGUCUGCCACACAUGGUCUACAUUAUUCUGCAGUCUUUCAUUUGAGUUAGUCUAAAGCGCCAUCUAGUGGUGUAUUAUGAAGACACAACUUUUACUGGAAUCCUUUGUGUAUUACAAUGCUUUGUUUGUUUACUUCUAUCAGAAACCCAUGAGCACAGAUGAUGCUCUGGACUCCCUCUCCGUUGGGUUCACGACCUCUACUGCUCCCAUCCCUCAGAAACAGGAGAAGGUGAGACUGCACUAUUUACAGGUUAUAAUCACUUAGAGGCCAUUUUCCCUGAAACAUACAUUGGGUAACAGGAUUAUUAUUAGUCCCAUAGUCUUUUGGGUGAGACCGCGGUCCUGACUCUUCCAUGUUAAUAUAUGAUAGUGAUACUGUGAAUAAGAAGUGAGGUGUCAUUAUAAACCGAUGACAUUUAAUCUAUUAACAGAAAGUGGAGGACUUGGCUGCCAUUGAUGCCUUGUCUGCUGGCUUCUCCAACUUCGCUCCACCUCCAACCGCUCCUGUCAAGGUAAAUGAAGAGUGAUGAUAUUUCACUUGAAUCCUCCAUUGUAAAACUGUAUUGUAAAAUAAAUUAGCAUGACAUGGUAAACUGUUAUGAACACUAAUGUCAGGUUAUGUCUCCGGGACCACCCAUACGUAAAAAUGUAUGCGCACAACUGUAAGUCGCUUUGGAUAAAAGCGUCUGCUAAAUGGCGUAUUAUUAUUAUUAUGUCAAUUGACAUAACAUGGUCAUAAUGACACCUAGCAACAUUUUGGCUAGCUUGUCGGACUGCUAACUCGCUAGCCACCUACUGGUUAUUAUGUGAUGGUUCUGAUGAAUAGCCUGCCCUGCAUACUGCUGCAUACAACAUGACAGUGUCAUGUAAUUUUGACGUACACCGAUGUCGGCAGUAAUAGCUUAUGACAACUGUUAUGUAAAGGUAAGCUGCUGUGAAGCUGCUGUGAAGACAGCUUUAUAGUGAAUGGUUCAAGUGAGCUUUUACCAAAGGGUUUCCCCUCUUCCUCUCAACUAGAACCCAAUAAACAGUAUUCAACGGAAUCAAAUAAUCUCUCUCCUCCAUUCCAGAAAGCUGAGUUUAAGUCUACUGUUGUGACCAAGUCUGCUGCUCCCACCGCAGACAUGAAAGCUAAGGUGGAAAAGGUAAAUACCACCAAAGAAAGCAGGUCCUACGUCAUGAUCACACAUUAAUAAGCCAUGCGUAACAAUGUAAUGAGCCCUACAUAGACACUGACAAACAUUCAUUUCCAAUGUUAUAUUGGGUAUUUCAUCAUUGCAUCCUGUCAUGCUUUGUGGUGGGUUGGGUACUGUACUGUGUCAGCAAAAAAAAAGAAUUACAUGCGAAAUAUCUAUUCCGUGUAAUACUUCUGUCUGGUUAUGAAGCUGUUAUCUAUUUACAUUUAUUUGUGUUUCAGUUGGCUGACUCCCCACUGGACACCAAGCCUAAGACAGAUAAGGUUUGUCAUAGGAGGGAUACAGUUUCAAUCUAACCAGUGAAAUACUGUUACUUUUGUACUAUGCAUCAUCCAAUGUGCUUGUUGAUCAUUUUAUCUACCCCCUCUCUGUCCCCCUCUCUGUAUCUGUCCCCCUUUCUCUGUCUGUAUUUCUUUCUUCAUGUCCCUCUCUGUCCCCCUCUCUGUAUCUGUCCCCCUUUCUCUGUCUGUAUUUCUUUCUUCAUGUCCCUCUCUGUCCCCCUCUCUGUAUCUGUCCCCCUUUCUCUGUCUGUAUUUCUUUCUUCAUGUCCCUCUCUGUAUCUGUCCCCCUUUCUCUGUCUGUAUUUCUUUCUUCAUGUCCCUCUCUGUCCCCCUCUCUGUAUCUGUCCCCCUUUCUCUGUCUGUAUUUCUUUCUUCAUGUCCCUCUCUGUCCCCCUCUCUGUAUCUGUUUCCCUUUCUCUGUCUGUAUUUCUUUCUUCAUGUCCCUCUCUGGCCCUCUCUGUGUCUGUGUGUCUCCAGGGUAUGUCCCUGGAUGCCCUCAGUGCUCUGGGAGACACUCUGGCUGCUCCAGAACCAGCGCCUGAACCUCCCAAGAUCAGACCUGAGGACAUUGUCACGGUACCCACACUGACUUGUAUUCCGUCUGUGCUACAUUUGUGUGUGCGCAUAGCGUGCGUACGUGUGUGUAAAACAUUUUUGUGCACAUUUCUGUUCUGCAGGAGGGCAAACUGACAUCAGAGGCGGCUGUGUUUGUGGGUGAGAGGGACGACACUCUCCCACCAGAGUACAGGUUCAGAAAGGACAAAGGCAAAGACCUGCCUCCUCCCAAGAAAGAGGUGAGUCAUCAAACGCCUCAUGUCCCACUAUCAUCACACCUAUAGUAAAUACCAGUGGCGACCUCCAAAGGGAUCUAAUGUUAUAGUAUACUGAGAUUUGAGUCACAGUACUCAUACUUCUCCCCAUCUCUACUCUGUUUUCUCUCUCUCUCUCAUUCUCCAGCCCUCCAUGGACUCUGGUGAGGCUCUGGACAUCCUGUCAGGUGACUUCAUGUCUUCCUCUGUGGCUCCAGCUGUCCAGGCUCCUGUCCUCUGCCCCCCAGCUCCUCCCACACAGGUGAACAACACCCUCUAUCAUUGGUCUUUCACUUAUCUAACCAUCCCCUAAUUGGUCAACUCUGUUAUGAAUCGAAUUACCCCUCCAAUACUUUCAUUUUCUAUGGGUCUGUUGGUAAUCUUCUAAGUGAAAGUCAUUCCAAUGCCAUUACUUUAGGGCUAUCAUAAUAUGGCAUGUCAGUAAGAAUCAACUGAUAUUGCAGAAAGUGGGUUGUCAUCAAUGCUCAUGGCAUGAUAUAACAGGCAUUUUGUCAAUCUUAUGACAGCCUUAUGAAGGCAUUAUAAGCUGUAAGUAUGUGAGUCUAUCUCUCCCAGGCCAAAAUAGAUGAAUUAUCAGCCCUGGAUGCCUUGGCUGGAGACUUUGUGGCCCCUACUAAGGCCUCUGCUGUCCAGGCCCCCGUGUUGCCUCACCUCGACAAACCCCCACAGGUAAACUCACUGAGGUGUUUGUAUAUUUUGAGUUUGUCCUGUAGUUUAGUUAUGUGGUGUGUGUGUGCGUUCAUUGUAUUCAAAUCAUAUAGUUUGUGUUUGUGUGUGUGUGUGUAUGUACAAGUGCUUGUGUAGGCAUGUGUGUACCUUGUGUAUUGCCGACUGUCGGGUCAUGGUGCGUGUGUGCAUGCAUAAGCAUAUGUACAGUAUACCUCGUGGACUGUCAGGUCAUAUCAUGUGUAUGUGUUUUGCCCCUGCUUCCUGUCUAUAGAUAGCCAUCUGUACAUUUGACCUUGAAGCCCCCAACAUGGCCACUACUAAACCCGCAGCACCUACUAAACCCGCAGCACCUACUAAACCCGCAGCACCUACUAAAACCGCAGCACCUACUAAAACCACCACUGAUGAGGUAACCAUGCUACCUGUAGACACAGGGGAAAUCUAAGGCGCAGGAAGAUACAGUAAGAGACUCAACUGAAGAAAAAAGUCCCUGCACACAGCUAAUCCCUCUCUCUCUGUGUGUGUCUCCAGGGUAUGUCCCUGGAUGCUCUCAGUGCUCUGGGAGACACUCUGGCUGCUUCAGAACCAGCGCCUGAACCUCCCAAGAUCAGACCUGAGGACAUUGUCACGGUAUACAUACACUGAAAAUAAAGUGACCCUAUUCUAUUCUAUUCUUACAAUGACUAGCUUAUAGUGCAGUACAUCGUGUAUCAGUCCCUGUGAUCCUUUAAAAAAAAUGAUAUAAUUCAUUUCAACUCUGCUUGUGUGUGUGUAUACACGUGUGUUUAUGUGUGUGUGUUUUUGUGUGUGUGAUGUGUAGGAGGGCAAACUGACAUCAGAGGCGGGUGUGUUUGUGGGUGAGAGGGACGACACUCUCCCACCAGAGUACAGGUUCACAAAGGACAAAGGCAAAGACCUGCCUCCUCCCAAGAAAGAGGUGAGCCUCAUAUACGCAAAGCGCAAGUCAUUGGGAGAUAAAUAAAAAGACUGAUUAUGUUUCACCAUGAGAAGAACUAAUAAAAACGAAGAAGAAAUCAUAACUACAGCUCUCCUCCCUCUCCUCUCCCGUCCGCUCCUCCCCUCUCUCCAGCCCUCCAUGGACUCUGGUGAGGCUCUGGACAUCCUGUCAGGUGACUUCAUGUCUUCCUCUGUGGCUCCAGCAGUCCAGGCUCCUGUCCUCUGCCCCCCAGCUCUUCCAAAACAGGUGAACAACACCCUCCACCAUUGGUCACUCACUUAUCAAACCAUCCAGUGAUUGGUCUGCUCUGUAUAAAUCUAUGACCAGCCAAUAAGUGUUUUUAUGUCUGGUUGCUUUAAGUGGCUCCUAGUUUUUCAUCGGUAACAGAACAGCUCACUUAACAUAUACAUGCCUUGCUCUUACUUUUUCCCUCCGUCUCUCCUCUCCUCCUCUGUGUCUGUAGACCACAGAUGACUUUGCCUUGGAUGCCCUGGCAGGGGAAUUUGUAGCCCCAGCUGUUGCCCCUGCAGUCAAAUCUGCUGCUAACCGCCAGGUACUGACACACACAGACACACACACACACACACUUAAUGUGAGAUUAUUGUUGUCCUAUGCCUAAUUCAUAUUUAGUGGCUCAGUCAGAUCCCCAUUGUCAGCAGUGACAUGUAACCGUGUGUGUGUGUGUGCGCGCGUGUGUGUGUAGCUGUCUACAGGGACGGUAGAUGCUCUGGAUGCCUUGUCAGACACCCUGAUGGACAUGACUCCUAUCCCAGAGCCUGUUCCCGUCUCAAUUAAGGACAUUGUCAAGGUACUUAUAAAGGGUGAUAUGAAGGCUUCAUUAAGCCUACACAAGAUGUAUUUAGUUUAAAGUGUGACCAACUGGAAAUUCACUCUGUUGCAACACAACUGUUGAAGGCUAUUCCUUGGUAAAGAAAUAAGCCUUACCUCACUGCAGCGAAACCUUUAGCAUUUAUUAUGAGCUAAUGCUAAUGCUAUCUGUUAUUUCACCCGAGUCUGCUCUCUGCUUAUUCUAGGAGAAGAAGAUCAUGGAGGAGAGGCUUAUCAAGAUGGGGGAGAGAGAUGACAGCCUUCCAGCUGAGUACCGGACCACAGAGGAAGACCUAAAGGUAACAUAUACAAGGUUAUAGUAGGAAAUAAAAGGGGUAAUCCUUAAAAUGCUAACGUAAUGUGCUGAUGAUAAAGUAAAUGCUAACGCUAAUAUGUGGUGAAUGCAAUACACCAAAUAAAAUGGUACUAAAUGGCCCGUACAUUAUUUUACACUCUUCUACAUACGUGAACGUUCCACAAUAACACAUAAGUAAUACUGUACAAUUCUGCCCACUUUCGUAUUUUGUUUUUAUAUUGGAUUAGGACUAAAUAGUUAACAGUAUAUCCAGUGCUGUGAAAAAGUAUUUGUCCCCUUUCAAAUGUUCUCUACUUUGGCAUAUUUUUCAUACUGAAUGUUAUCAGAUCUUCAACCAAAACCUAAUAUUAGAUAAAGGGAGCCUGAGUGAACAAAUUACACAACAAUUACAUACUUCUUUCAUUUAUUUCAUAAACAAAGUUAUGCAACACCCAAUGCCCCUGUGUGAAAAAGUAAUUGCUCCCUUACACUCAAUGACUGGUUGUGCGAACUUUAGUUGCGCUUCCUGUAGUUGUUGAUCAGUAUCUCACGUCGCUGUGGAGGAAUUUUGGCCAACUCUUCCAUGCAGAACUGCUUUAACUCAGCGACAUUUGUGGGUUUUCAAGCAUGAACUGCCUGUUUCAAGUCCUGCCAGAACAUCUCAAUUGGGAUUAGGUCUGGACUUUGACUAGGCCCUUCCAAAACUUCAAAUGUGUUGCUUUUGGAUCAUUGUCUUGCUGCAUGACCCAGCUGCACUUCAGCUUCAGCUCACAGACGGAUGGUCUGACAUUCUCCUGUAGAAUUUUCUGAUACAAAGCAGAAUUCAUGGUUCCUUCUAUUAAGGCAGGUUGUCCAGGUCCUGAGGCAGCAAAGCAUCCCCAAACCAUCACACUACCACCACCAUGCUUGACCGUUGGUAUGAGGUUCCUACUGUGGAAAGCAGUGUUUAGUUUUCAGAAGACAUAAUGGGACCCAUCUGGUCCAAAAAGUUGGUUCAAGUUUGCCAAAAAGCACCUGGAUGCACCUGGAUGUUCAUCAAGACUCUUGGAAGAAUGUUAUAUGGACAGGCGGCAGGUAGCUUAGGGGGUAAGAGCGUUGUGCCAGUAAUCGAAAGGUCGCUGGUUCUGAGCCGACUAGGUGACAAAUCUGUCGAUGUGCCCUUAAGCAAGGCACUUAACCCUAAUUGCUCCUGUAAGUCGCUCUGGAUAAGAGCGUCUGCUAAAUGACUAAAAUGUAAAAUGUAAUGUCAAAAGUAUAACUUUUUGGAUGGUUUGGGGAUACUUUGCUGCAUUUGUGUGCAGUCAUUGCAGCUAAAGGUGGCACAACCAGUUAUUGAGUGUUAGGGAGCAAUUACUUUUUCACACACGGGAAUUGGGUGUUGCAUAACUUUGUUAAUUAAAUAAAUAAAAUAAGUAUGAUUUGUAAACUCAGGUUCCCUUUAUCUAAUAUUAGGUUUUGGUUGAAGAUCUGAUAACAUUCAGUAUAAAGAAAAAAUACAGAAAAUCAGAAAGGUGCAAAUACCGAGUUUGGGAAACACUAAUAUAGGGUGUAAGCAAGGCUGUAUAUUUAAUAAGGUUUUGUGUAUUUUCUCCUCACAGGCAAUGGCAGAGGCCAAAGUCCAGGCUGAUGUUAGACCCAAGCAGGUGAGGUUUCUGUCCAAUUGUAUCUAUAAGCGUACAGAUCAGUCGUAUUCAAUGUCAUACUGUGUUGAACACAGUGCAACUCAUAAAAGUAAUGUUGAAUUCAUGUAAACCGUAUGUACACUGCUGACCAUCUUCCUCCUUCCUUACAGCCAUCUAUGGAUGACAGCAAUGCCCUCGACCUCUUGUCUAGCGACUUCUCUUCCUCAGCUGGUCCUGCUGCAACCUCAGUAGUGGUGACAACAAAGCAGACACAGCCCAGUCUGGAGGUACGUACAUAGGGCCCGAUUCAGACUUAGGAAAUCGAUGCCUUUUUGACGCUUUGUGAUUUAAGCACUUCUCAGUAGUUGGUAUUCAGACUCACCGAAUGCAGGUGCGUAACCCACUCUGCAGGUGUGGAUCCCUUGCACACUCUCUGCAUUUGAGGUUACUAAGCACAUGAAACUGGUCCGCGAAAUUCUUAAUAUAUUUAGCUCAGACUCCAUGUCAUCAUCAGAUAAAACCUUGUGUGCCUCUGCUACUCUACCGUAGCCUCUCUUUCACACAGGUACAUGUUCAUUUUCUUUUUUGUCAAUGUACCUCUUCAGUGUCAUUCAGUCUAUUUUUCCAUCACUUGCUGCUGCUCAAAUGGACUUCUUCCUUUCUCUCAGUUCAUUGGCUGCUCUCUCAAGAACCUCAAAGGGGUCUGCUUGUUUUACAUUUGUAUACACAGAGCUUGAUGUCUGCUCUGUAACAAUAAAAACAAUAUAUAUAUUUUUAAUUUAACCUUUAUUUAACUAGGCAAGUCAGUUAAGAACAAAUUCUUAUUUAAAAUUACGGCCUACACCGGCCAAACCCGGACGACGCUGGGCCAAUUGUGUGCCGCCCUAUGGGACUCCCAAUCACGGCCGGUUGUGAUACAGCCUGGAAUCGAACCAGGGGGUCUGUAGUGACGCCUCAAGCACUGUGAUGCAGUGCCUUAGACCGCUGCGCCACUCGGGAGCCCAACAGAACUUGAGUUCAUAUGCAUGACACAUUGCAAAAAUACUUAUGCAUAAAACUGACAAAAUGUAAUCAUAAUUUGUAUGGGGUAUGGUGGCCAUUGGCUCAAACAUUUUGACUAUAUUAGCUCAAACAGCUACAAGGAUGCACUUUCAUGCUAGGUUUAGGACCUCAUAUUGUAGCUUAUAGACAGUGGUGGGAAAAGUAUCAAAUUGUCAUACAAAACUAAAGAUGCCUUAAUAGAAAAUGACUCAAGUAAAAGUCACCCAGUAAAAUUGUACUUGAGUAUGAGUCUAAAACUAUUUGGUUUAAAAUAUAUUUAAGAAUCAAAAGUAAAUGUAAUUACUAAAAUAUACUUAAGUAUCAAAUGUAAAAGUAUAAAUCAUUUCAAAUUGCUUAUUAAGCAAACCAGACGGCACCAUUUUCUUGUUUUUUAAAUUUACGGAUAGCCAGAGGCACACUCCAACAUUCAGACAUAAUUUACAAACUAAGCAUGUGUGUUUAGUGAGUCCGCCAGAUCAGAGGCAGUAGGGAUGACCAGGGAUGUUCUAUUGAUAAGUGUGUGAAUUGGACCAUUUCCCUGUCCUGCUAAGCAUUCAAAAUGUAACGAGUACUUUUGGGUGUCAAGGAAAAUGUAUGGAGUAAAACAAUAUUUUCUUAAGAACUGUAAAGUAAAAGUAGUCACAAGAUAUAAAUAGUAAAGUAAAGUAAAGUACAGAUACCCAAAAAAACUACUUAAGUAGUACUUUAAAGUAUUUCUACUUAAGUACUUUGCACCACUGCUUAUAGAGACCACAACUGAUGUAUAAAUCAAUCUUAAAACAAUCUACUUAGGUUUAGAUACAAGCAUCAUGACACCUAUAACACAAUACAUUCAUUUGACUUUGUGAAAAUCAGUUUUUGCUUACCACUUUUUCCAUGUGGUUUCUUCUUUCACAGACUCUUUCACAUGACUUCUUCCUAAAUAUUUAGUCACAUUAUUAAUUUUGUGUAUGGUUUCCUGGAAACAAGGGGUGGCUCAACUAACCCUUUGGCUCAAUUUACCCCACUCUCUCCUACAUUUAUCUAAAGCCAUCCCUUUAAAUACGGUGUACCUUAAGAAUGUUGUUGAAAGAUUCACUAGACUAGAAAAUAUAGAGAACGGGUUCAGAAUAUUGGGGAUCAAUAAAAGAAAGCCAUCUAAAUAUAUGCAUAUUCGUCUUUGUUUCAGGACCAAUUGGUAGAUUUAAAAAUACUCUGAUCUUGUAGAUUAUUUAGGGUUUAGGAAAGUAUUUAAAACUGGUUUGGAGAGCCUUUAGGCACUAUUAAUGGUAAUUAAUAUUAACAGAACAUGCAAGUCGAGGAUGCAACGAUGUGCGGUCCUUCUUACCUAAUUCAGAUGCGCACUUUGAAGAUGUUAGACUAACUGUCCACAUUUACCUUUCCUCAGCCAACAAGACGAAUAACGAACAGCAAAGUCACUAGCCUAUGUCAAUCUAAAAUCCUCCAUAGUAGAAAGGUUAACCUAUUCUAUUGGUCAGCUUGUCGAGAAAGAAAUAGCCUAUUCCAAACAGACUCUGGGACAGUUGUGGGAAAAUGGAUCCCAAAUUCAUACAACCAGUAGGCCUAGGCUACAUAUAUUUUUUUUUAAGCAAUGAGUCUGAUACAACAGAUCAGAAAGUUUAGCUUAAAAUAUUGAUAAACGAUUAUUUCUUCACAUUAUAGGCGCAGCAGUGCGCACAAGGCUGUAGGCUAUGCGUGAAUGUUUGUUCCAUAAUGCAAUUAGUUGUCAAAACCGAACCGCACAUCAAAUCAAAUGUUAUUUGUCACAUGCACUGAAUACAACAGGUGUAGACCUUACCGUGAAAUGCUUACUUACAAGCCCUUAACCAACAAUGCAGUUUUAAGAAAAUAGAGUUAUUGAUAUCAUGUUUUUAUAGUGUAAUGAUGUCAUGUCAUAGUAUCGUGGGGAACAGGUUAGAGUUACUAGAUAAGUGGUUAGGAGACAGAAAGUCUACAUUCCAUUAUGCCAAAGGAGAUUACUGAUGUUUAUGGUAGUAUGAUUGAUAGACAGGAUAUAAUGACCUGGGGCAAAGGGUAAUAACAACAGAGAAAGGGAGUGCUAUGAUGGCUGCCAGAUGUAUGUGAAAGGGAGUAUAACCAAGAGUAUAAAGGAGGUUAGAUUUGUAUGUGUGGGCAGUUCAACUGACGAAGGGCAAAGCCAUGUCCGUUUGUUAGAUGAACCUACGAGCUCGUGAUCCAAUAAAAACUUGGUAUAAAAUCUCCACAGAAUGUCUAAGUAAAUUCUUGCAUCUUGAACUUCUCAAUACCAGAAACUCAUCAUAACAGAAAAUAUUUACUAAAUAAACUAAAGUUUAAAAAAGUAACACAAUAAAAUAACAAUAAUUAAGCUAUAUACAGCGGGUACCGGUACCGUCAAUGUGCGGGGGUACAGGUUAGUCGAGGUAAUUUGUACAUGUAGGUCAAUGCAAAUAGUCCAGGUGGCCAUUUGAUUAAUUGUUCAGCAGUCUUAUGGCUUGGGGGUAGAAGCUGUUAAGGAGCCUUUUGGACCUAGACUUGGCACUCCAGUACCGCUUGCCGUGCAGUAGCAGAGAGAACAGUCAAUGACUUGGGUGACUGGAUCCGAGCAGUUUCAUGUGACGGAGACAAAAAUAUCUGUUUAAAAUUUAGAAAGAGGGGAGGUCUAAUAUGCAACAACUAGCAUGGGUUGCUAAUAUGACUAGGAUUGUGCCUUUGGCUACUGGACAAUGAAAGAAAGUUGAUAUAAAAUAAUUGCCUCAACGGAUAUGGUCUGAUUUUGGCUAGGCUACUUUGAAGCAAGGUAAGACAUGCCUCAUAAUAUGUAGUAUCACGUUCAGGCUUCAAACAAUUAAGUAUAUGUUUUCAAAAUGUAUACUGCCUUCAGCUCAUUGCAAAGUGGUGUGUGACGCGCUGAUGAAGCCUGCCUUCCCUUGCCUCUGUAUUUGCUGUUUGAGAUGCUGUAGUAGCAGCUCUUGUGCUGUCUGACAGAUUUACCGCUCAAAGGCUCUGUAUGCUGUAGGCAUGUGAUAAAUAAGAUACAUAACGAAUAUACUGUACACACGUGCAAAUUUAAUUCCACAACAUUAUGCAAAUUAACCUACAGCGAUAAGCAUGACCAGUCAAAUGUAUGUCCAGACUGGUAUUUCCAUCAAUGAAUGGGCUAAAAAACAUUAUUAUUUCGCAAUGGGAUUUGUUCCUUCUUCUCCCGGACAAUUGGCCGUCGGCAAUUUUUAUUUAUCGCUUUUCUAUUUUUUUUGUAUCGGCCAAAAGCCGGCUACUUGGAUCUCCAAAUUUAAUCCCCGCAAAUUACGAGGACAUACAAUUACAAUUCUGAAAAACGGCACAGCUAUUUAUAGCCUACUUCACUGUGGAAAAGGGGCCGAAAUACAUGAUGCUGAUAUGAUUUUCAGUUUGCUUCCAUAUGACUGGUUUCACAUUAGUCUCCAGUGAUCAUGAGGAAAAAUCAUAUCAAACAAUUGCUAUUUGUAUUAACAAUCCCCAUUCUCCAAAUGGAUUACUCAUUAUCCUAGCGCUUAUCAAUUUAUAAAUUACAGUGCAUGGAGAAUGGUGUUAUUUCUAUCGAAAAAAGGAAAGUUGAGGUUUUUCCACUUGGAACACUUCAGAAGACACCUCUGCCACUCCUCCAUUUCUGUGAUCUCCACCCCAAAAGUAUAGCUGGCUGGCACGUGCGUUCCCCCAUGCUGAAGUUCAAGGUCAGAAUAAGCGCAGAGAGAAAAGUGCAUAAAAAGGGAAUUAAGUUCCAUUUACACGUGCGUAACUCAGGUCUGAAUUCCUCCCAUACUGCAGACUGACAAACGAACACCAAAGUGAGUCUCCGAUUAGGAAUGCUGAUCUAGGGUCAGUUUUGCCGUUUGGAUCAUAAUGAAUAACAUUAUAUAGACAGGACAUCAGCACCUACACUGAGAUGCUUUUUGAAUACAGGCCCUGAGAUGUUUUGUUGGUUGGCAGGUUUAUGAAUUGGCUGGCUGUUUGUGUUUCUCUGUCUAGCCCAUGUCUGGCCCUGUUCUGGAUGACCUGGCAGGCACCCUGCUCCCAGAUGCCCCUGAGUUCAAAUCCAAAGGAGACAAGCCAAAGGUGAGCAGGGUAUCUAGCAGCAACAUGGUCUCAUUAGAAUAUGUCAAAAGAGUGACAUUUAACCAUUGUAGUUACAUAUCUCUGAAGCUGACAUAUUAUGCCCCAAAACAUUCAACAUAUUUCUAAUGAGAUCUGCUAGUAUAUGAAGACAACAGUGGAGGCUGAUGGGAAGAGCGGUAGGAGGAUGGGCUCAAUGUAAUGGCUGGAAUGGAAUAAAUGGAACAGUAUCAAACAUAUGGAAACCGCAUGUUUGACUCCGUUCCAUUAAUUCCAUUCCACCCAUUACAAUGAGCCCAUCCUCCUAUAGCUCCUCCCACCAGCCUCCACUGGAAGACUAACUUUCCAUUGAUUCUCUGGUUAUGGAGAAACAGAUAUGGUUGUUGAUUGUCUUACAGUGCCCUCUAGUCUUAUCGAGAUGUAUUACAAGUCUCCCGUAUCACUUUACCAUAGCGCUCCCUGAAGUUGUAUCCACACUGAACAAGGUGUCAAUUUUGUUUAUUGCAGAGCAACAGCAAGUCACGGUCUAAGUCAAAGGUAAGAAAACUAUACCUUGAGAAAACCUGAAUGAAAUUAGAUCCUAAUAAUCAUUUGAGAUACAUGCCCAUAUUCAUGUGAUAUUAUAUAAAUGUCCGCUAAUUGACUUGACCUUUGGUCUCAGAAACAACAGGAGGAGGACCCAUCAGCCAUAGACCACCUGUCUGGAAAGCUGAGUUCAGACGUAGUGCCAGGAUCCAAAAAUAAGGGUGGCAAGAGCUAG
This is a messenger RNA of Coregonus sp. 'balchen', 25752 nucleotides long. The record is from the annotation of a GenBank genome assembly. NCBI's taxonomy places the organism in Eukaryota, Metazoa, Chordata, Actinopteri, Salmoniformes, Salmonidae.